Messenger RNA from Priapulus caudatus, 6309 nucleotides. RefSeq names its product CUGBP Elav-like family member 1. The record is from RefSeq and is a predicted model, not a curated record. Gene Ontology annotation, cellular component: nucleus; ribonucleoprotein complex; cytoplasm. The transcript has 17 exons. The coding region runs from base 211 to 1980 and encodes 589 amino acids. Gene Ontology annotation, biological process: mRNA splice site recognition; regulation of alternative mRNA splicing, via spliceosome. NCBI's taxonomy places the organism in Eukaryota, Metazoa, Priapulida, Priapulimorpha, Priapulimorphida, Priapulidae. Gene Ontology annotation, molecular function: mRNA 3'-UTR binding.
AUCAUUUUGCAAAAUCCGGAAAACAAGCGAGCGCCUGCACACAUUUUGCGUCUCAUCGUCGGUCCUUGUUUCUGAAUCAGUGAAACCGUUGUUGUCUGCGUAAUAUUUCUAAUGUCUUAGUCAGCAAAACAGCUGUUUGUGUGAAAGUUACGUCCCAGAAUCAUCUUGUGUGUCUGUUUUCAUAUCUUGUGGUCAGAUCUAGAAGUAGCCAUGAAUUCGCCUAAGCCAGAUUCGCCCGACCCAGACUCCAUCAAGAUGUUUGUCGGUCAGAUUCCUCGCACAAUGGACGAGAAGGACCUUAAGCAACUGUUCGAAGAGUACGGACCUGUGUUUCAGCUCAACGUGCUUCGCGAUAAGACGACCAAUCAGAGCAAAGGUUGCUGUUUUGUCACAUUUUACACACGAAAGGCCGCACUGGAUGCACAGAAUGCCUUACACAACAUAAAAACAAUGGCAGGGAUGCACCACCCUAUACAGAUGAAGCCAGCAGACCACAACGAAAGCAAGACCGGUAUCGAGUACCGAAAGUUGUUCGUCGGCAUGGUCUCGAAGAAACUGACGGAGAACGACGUGCGACUGAUGUUUGCCCCCUACGGCACGAUAGAAGAGUGCACGGUGCUGCGAGGUCCCGAUGGCAUCAGCAAAGGUUGCGCUUUUGUAACGUAUGCCACCAGGCAGAUGGCUCUGAACUGUAUCAAAUCAAUGCAUCAUUCCCAAACAAUGGAGGGCUGCUCGUCGCCGAUUGUCGUCAAAUUUGCGGACACUUUGAAAGAGAAGGAGCAGAAGAAGCUGCAGCAGCAGAUGCAGAGUUCCGGGAUGUGGGGCAUUCAAAACCUGGCUGGGGUUGGAGCGAUGACUCCCCAACAGUACAUCGCUUUGUUGCAGCAAGCCUCUGCAGUCAGCAAUCUUGGUAACACGAUGAGUUCGCAGGGUCUAUCAGGCGGUGGCGCCAGCGGUGGGCUCAACGUUGGCAACCUGGGUAUGCAGCAGCUGGCAGUCCAGCUGGCAGCGCUCACUGGGGGAAGCAACACGGCAGGAUUCCAGGGUCUAGCUGGUUUGUCUCAACAGCAGCAGUCUUCAUCAGGAAACCAGCAGGACCUAGGCAAUCUCUCUAGCCUACAGAGCCUUGCAGCACUGAUGGCUGCUAGCAAUCAAGGUGUUAGUUCACUGAAUGUGCAACAGCUGGCAGCCCUUGCCGCCAUGACGCAGGGCCAGUCAAGCGGUGGCGCCACGGGUGGCGGUAGUAACACUAACCUUGGUCUGUCGAGUGGCAUGAAUCAGCAGAGCAUGUGGCAGGGAGGCCAGGAAGCAGGUGUUGCGACAAGUGGAUCUAGCUCGCAGCAAGAUCAGUGGCGGGAUGGCAUGCAAGGCAGCAUGUCAAGCUCAACAGCACAAUCUGGAGCUGGUGGUGGAGGCAUGGGCUACACAGGCAGCCAGCUUGCCAACCUGGCAAGCCUCGCAAAUCUAGGACAGACCUCUAGCAACCAGAGUCACUUGGGGACUUCGAAUGGGUCUGGGUCAGACACACUAACACAGGCUUACUCUGGGAUGCAGCAGUAUACAGCAGGGUUCCCGAACUUCACACAGCCGGGGGUGCAGCAGCAGAUCAUAACAGCGGCGGGAAAGCAGACGGAAGGUGAGACAAAGUCAUACUUGUCCUCCGUGUACUCCGCCACACCUGCCCCCGGCGCUGUUGCCUCUCGCCUACGUCCCGAGGGGGCGAACCUCUUCAUCUAUCAUCUUCCACAGGAAUUCAGUGAUCAAGAUCUCUGUCAGACCUUCCUUCCAUUUGGCAACGUUGUGUCCGCUAAGGUGUUCAUUGACAAGCAGACCAACCUAAGCAAGUGUUUUGGGUUCGUGAGUUAUGACAACGCAAUAUCGGCUACAGCCGCCAUUCAGGCGAUGAACGGAUUCCAGAUAGGAAUGAAGCGACUAAAAGUCCAGUUGAAACGGUCAAAGGAGACUGGCAAACCAUACUAAUGGUCACUGUGAGUUGUUGAAACCCCGUAGCGUCAGUUCUGAUUGGUUCGUUGGCGUCUGUCCGUCGUGUCUUCUACCUGCCGUCGUCUGUACGUAUGUAAGUGGCGUGUCAUUUUCGUCUUGGCUCCACUGCUCCGUCCACUCGAACGAGUGGUGGAAGUGGAUGUGUGGAUCGGCCAUUACAAUAUUAAGUCUGUGUGCAAGGUUAUCAUAAGUGUUUGAUGAUUUUCUUUAUUUCGAGGGUUGUUACCUCACCUUUCCAACUUCUGUGUCCUAUUUCUUCAAAUGGUACGAUUCCGCCAUUUGUUUUAUAGAUGAUGUUGAAUUAGUCCAGUGUUUGCAAGUAGAGUACCUUGUGUACAGGAAAAGGCGUAUUAAGACUUGUUUGAUGUUUGGUAGCUUUUUAUGAAAGCCUGUGGCAGAGCAUGUUCUAAUGAAUUUCUGGAGAUUUUAGUCAGGCCUGUGGCAGACGUCAGUGGAAUUGAGUCAAUGGAACGAGUUUGUUUUGUCCUGGGUGAGAACCAAGUUUUUUGUCUGCUGAUACUGCUGGACCCAACCUGUCUUGAAGUGCAAGUUUAUCGAUUUCAAGUUUGAAGUUGUAAUUUUAUUGUGUUCCUUAGUGGCAAUUUAAUGGCAUUUCAUACCUCAAGGUGUUCUACAGUGGAUUUUUAUUUUGUCUUGUAUGUCUGUUUUACACAAUAUUUUUAAUUAACUUGCUUGUAAGUUUAUUAAGUCCAAGUCUUAGUAAAACUUUGCGUAAAUGGAGGGUUCAGUUGUAUGUUGCUUAGCAUAGAUUUGUAAAAAAAAAAAUCGAUGGUUCCACCCAGGAUGGACAAAUUUGGGAAAAAUCUAUUAGUUUUUGCUUUAGCUAGCUAACCCCAAUGUAUAACUCGGGAGUGUUGAAUGUUUGGUUCUGCGUUCGUAUAUGUAUAUGUACUAAGGGCUUUUACACGCGUCUAGGCGAAAACGUGCGUGUUCGUGCGUGAAUAUGUAUAAUGUAUAACUCAAACUGGCAGUGCGUGUGUGUGAGUAUGUUUCUCUGUGUAGACCAGGAAUUAGUAUGUUUUACGUGGACGUUUACCACGGUUUAAGUUGCAUGCCUGGCCAAAUUGUUUCGUGGAGUUGUGUACUAGUGCACCAAGUGUUUGUAAUUAACUUAUUGAUUACGAUAGAUUUUUUCACGUGCCACAUAACUUGAUAAAGGCGUGAGAAGCAUGCCAUGGUGUGUGCGUCCUGACUUGAACUGCCGAGCAGUGUGUGUUAAGAAAAUUGUCUAAUCACAAUAGCUGCCAGUUUGAGUUUUGCAUAGCCCGAACAACCAACCAAUACUACUUGUCAUGAUGUCUUAGAAUUUCCAUUUGUAAAAGAAAUAAGAAUUUUGUAGGAGCCGCUCAUUACUGUGUUCUUCCACAGCCAGUUUAUCGCAUGCACGUGAUAUAUGGAUAUAUUUACCUGAGGAUAUUGCACUAUUCAACGUGUUCUAUAUCCAUUGUAUCAUUUAAGUUGUGUGACCUUUCGUAAGUUGUGUAUCUUUGCAUGCUACUAUAAAUUGAGACAAUAUGAGGUAAGAGCUAUCUACUGUUUACACUGGAAAUGUUCAGACAAUAAUAUGGUCAGUGGGUUGGCGAGAAGUAGUAGACUGAUAUUUGGUGUAGUCUUCGUUGCUUACUGUUUGUGGUGGAUUGUAAUGUAUGGUGUUGCAUGGCACUCAAUGCGGGGUUAAUCGAAAGAGCAGCUCCAGACAUAGUUAGUCGAUAACUGGUGUCCUCUAUGUUGGUGCAGUGUACUUGUGGCAGUUCUGUGAGUAGCCGUGUUUCCUCUUUAUGUAUCACGGGGUGAAGCGAAUGUGCCAAACACUGUAACGUGUUUUCCGAUAUUUGUAAACCACAGCUAUGCUGUGUUACAUCGACAUAGGCCGUUGGUUUACCCUGUCCAUGGGCGCAAUGCCUCAAAUGCUACCUUAUGUAGAAGUUCCAACACUGACAACUUCAAGUGUUUGACGUACACGACUGGCUAUAGAUAAAUAGUUGCAGAUAGUCUUCACUUUGACAAUUAUUAUCUAUAAGAGGCAUUAUUGUAUUUGCGAUUUUACAUAAUUGAAACAAUAUCUACAUCACCAGCAGUGUAGCAGGUAACGGUGUGUGUUGACCUUGAAGUGGAAGGAUAUGUGUGUGUGUGUGUGUGUGUGUGUGUGUGUGUUUUGAUGGCCUUCUUGUCAAGGGCCUGUGUUGUUUGUAAUGAUGUGCUAUAAUGAACUGCUGUAUAUUUAGAGAUAUUGUUACCUCCGAUGAUGGUUUGGCUGCUGGGGCUACAAUUUCCGUAUAUUCAGAUAUGUUUAAAGUAGAGUGUUUUCUGUCAGUUAAAGUUACGGUGUUGUUGAAAAUCUAGGUGUUGUUACGGUUCGCGUUCUUGAACAUUUAGCUACAACAGUAGCCACCAGAGCCAAAAAUUUCAGACAUUGUGAUCUUUCCAUGUUCAAAUUUGUAGCCAGAUUAUUUUUGGAAUGUUGUGUCAGUGUAGACGGCAGCCGACUAAGUCGUGUCUAGGGCAGUCUUUGCUGAACGAUUGGUGGCAAAAUACUGGUCGGUAGUCGUCUAUAGUCCAGCGAAGUUUUGAACAGGGUUGGUCGUUUAGUUUGUUUCUACAAGGCAUGGAUUUUUUUGUUGUUUGUCAAAUGAUCUGUACUUCAACAUAUCAUCAGUCAAAAAAAUUCCUGUAAUUUGCCGUUUAAGUGAUUGGGUGUUUUGUGUCUCUUCACAGUGAAUAAGUAAUGGCUAGCCGAACUUAGUUGUAGUAUCACGGCGCUGUUAGUAAAUAAUAUUUCCACCUUUAAAUAUAUGCUGUAGAUUUUAGUAACUGUUAGAGAAUUCCAUGUAGUGUACGCACUUACAGCUGUACAGUAUUGAGGUAUGGAACUGGGGCGUUUUACUCUGAAGAGACACGAUUCACCGUACCACAGGUAAAAAGUGAUAUUUCUGUAUUGAUUCGCAACUGUUUUAGGUCCGAUCCAGUGCCUUGUAGCAUGUGUGUCACGUGGAACUGUUCCAAAUUUGAUAGGCAGUUUGGGCCUUGCACAGAUAGCAUGCUGUCAUUACGUUGAGGUGAACAUGAUAACCACUAGAAUUAAUAAUCUUGACACAUUUGUUGUAAAUACAGUCAAGUGCAUAGCCACUAACAGUUCUGUAUUGCUUGUAAGUGUCAAGUAGAUAAGCAGUUCAUCACUGUUUGCUUCCCUCUGCUCUGUACCUGCGUUCACUCCAGGUAACUUCCUAUCUACCUUCUCUCUCCCGCACACUUCUCACCAUCUCUGCGGUUCAUACGCUCUUUCUCUCUUGCUGUGUGUGUGCAGACGGCCCAAACUUGCUAGGACAACUCAGGAAUUCAUGUUCGUGCUCUGUGGAGUGUUGAUAGUUUUGGCUUGAGCUGUUUUGGGUGACAUGUCGAUAAAACCAAUCUGAAGAGGUGUACCACACGGAUACGUUGAUGGUCCGAGUGGAGCUAACGGCUUAUUCACCAAUGCUGACAAACUAGCUGGUAGGCAGGCAGUUAUCGUCAGAUGAUGACAGUAACGUGCGACUGCAGUUUUGAUCUGUUAUCGAAAUUGCAGUUUCGGUAUUUAUGAGUGGCUUCAUGUUCUCAGAUCAGCGAUGUUGUGAUUGCUGCGAGCCAGCGGAAUUUUUUGAUUGGUUUGUUGAUAUUUUGGCGAUAGUUGAACGGGUCCUGGUUAGCCAGCUUUAUUGCAAGCUGCCUGGCUGCUGUCAGCAUUGAUGAGUAUCAUUGAGAUGCACUGUGAACAAAAUUAAUUGCAAAAGAUUAUAGUAAUUCUAUUUCACGGCACCUACGACAACACCUUAUAAGAUUGCUGGAUUUAAUGAGUACGGGCACAAAACACCACCUAGUGUGUCACCUGGCAGAAUGCUAACAAGCCAUAUUGUAUAGGGGCUACAGUAAAGUUCAGUUUUCGGUUUGUUGUUCAGUCUUGUUUGAAACCCAGUGUUACGGUGUUAAAUAAAAUUAAUUCUAUUCGCUGCUGCGUUCUGAACAUUUGUCAGUGGAAUGAAAUAGAACUAAGUGUGUGAUGUCGUCAGGCGUUACUUCAGCGAUCGCUGCCAGAGAUUGUGUAUGAGUGUGUGUGUGUGUGUGUGUGAGUGUGUGUGCGCGCACGCGUGUGCGUGUGCGUGUGUGUCGAUGUCCAUUUAGAUUCUCCACAAAUGGUUAGAAAACAGCAGCGAUUGAAAUAAUUAUUAUAAAGAAAUCAACUAUCAAUUUUGAUUGCUAAGAUACAAAUAUGUAUCACAUGGAUAAAUAAAAAGUACACUUAAAAAUUAA